AUGUCAAAAACCUUCACUAAGGACGACGUGGCGUCCCAUGGCAAAGGCAACAGCCUGUAUAUUAUAAUCGAUGAGGAUGUCUACGAUAUCUCUAAGUUCCAAGAUGAGCAUCCUGGUGGGAAGAAAAUUCUCCAACGAGUUGCCGGAAAGGAUGCCUCGAAACAAUUCUGGAAGUACCACAAUGAGGGAAUCUUGAAGAAGUACAAGGGCCAACUGCAAAUUGGUUCGCUGGAUACCAAAGCCGCACCGGCUCCCCCGGCCCCAGCUCCAGCUCCAGCCCCCAAGGCCGAGCCAACGCCGGAACCUGCUUCGGGCGAUGUGAAGCCCCGUGCAACUGCUGAGCCGCAAGAUCCUUUUGGCGACUUGAUUCCUUUUGCCGAUCCUUCAUGGUACCAAGGUUACUCCUCCCCCUACUUUAACGAGACCCACGCUGCUCUCCGCGAGGAGAUUCGCGAAUGGGUCGACACAGAAAUCGAGCCCUAUGUUACUGAGUGGGAUGAGGGUAAGGAAGUCCCCGCCCAUAUCUACAAGCAGAUGGGCGAGCGGGGAUACUUGGCCGGUCUGUUGGGUGUUGAGUACCCUGAGAAGCACACUCCUUACCGGGUGAAGUCUGUGUCACCGGACCGCUGGGAUCUAUUCCAUGAGAUGCUGCUGACUGAUGAGCUCUCGCGCGCUGGCAGCGGUGGUCUGGUAUGGAACCUGGUCGGUGGUUACGGUAUUGGUUGCCCCCCUCUUGUGAAAUUUGGAAAGAAGGAGCUGGUAGACCGUAUCCUUCCCGGCAUCUUGGCUGGUGACAAGCGUAUUUGCUUGGCUAUUACCGAGCCAGAUGCCGGCAGUGAUGUUGCAAACCUUGGCUGUGAGGCCAAGCUCAGCGAGGAUGGCAAGCACUACAUUGUCAACGGCGAGAAGAAGUGGAUUACCAACGGCAUUUGGUCCGACUACUUUACCACCGCCGUGCGAACCGGCAAGCCCGGCAUGAACGGUCUUAGCGUUCUGCUUAUUGAGCGCGAGGCUGGUGGGGUCAGCACCCGCCGCAUGGACUGCCAGGGCGUCCUUAGCAGUGGUACCACCUACGUUACCUUCGAGGACGUCAAGGUGCCCGUGGAGAACCUGAUUGGUAAGGAGAACCAAGGCUUCAAGGUCAUCAUGACCAACUUCAACCACGAGCGCAUUGGUAUUGUCAUCCAGUGUGUCCGCUUCGCCCGAGUCUGUUACGAAGAGUCCAUGAAGUACGCCCACAAGCGCAAGACCUUCGGAAAACGUCUGGUCGAUCACCCGGUCAUCCGUAUGAAGCUCGCCCAUAUGGCUCGCCAAAUCGAGGCCACAUACAACUGGUUGGAGAAUAUUAUCUUCCAGUGCCAGUGCAUGGAAGAGACUGAGGCGAUGCUAAAGUUGGGCGGUGCGAUUGCCGGCCUGAAGGCGCAGUCCACCCAGACCUUUGAGUUCUGUGCCCGCGAGGCCAGUCAAAUUUUUGGUGGUCUGAGUUACAGCCGUGGUGGCCAGGGUGGCAAGAUUGAGAGACUGUACCGUGACGUUCGUGCCUAUGCUAUCCCUGGUGGAAGUGAGGAGAUCAUGCUCGAUCUGAGUGUCCGCCAGAGCCUGCGUGUGCACGAGAUGUUCGGUAUGAAGCUCUAA
Penicillium odoratum is the source of this 1635-nucleotide messenger RNA. Its product is annotated as putative acyl-CoA dehydrogenase. Bases 1 to 1635 code for a protein of 544 amino acids. The record is from RefSeq and is a predicted model, not a curated record. Gene Ontology annotation, molecular function: flavin adenine dinucleotide binding; oxidoreductase activity, acting on the CH-CH group of donors. Lineage: Eukaryota; Fungi; Ascomycota; Eurotiomycetes; Eurotiales; Aspergillaceae. The transcript is spliced from 4 exons.